Molecule: messenger RNA, 1088 nt
Organism: Phalaenopsis equestris
Lineage: Eukaryota; Viridiplantae; Streptophyta; Magnoliopsida; Asparagales; Orchidaceae
Exons: 4
Coding region: 111-1088 (325 amino acids)
Source: RefSeq, a predicted model, not a curated record
GCGUGAGGGAAGUCGAAUUGGGAAAUCGACCCACAACUUUUUUUAAUAAAGAAGGUUGGCAUAAUAUCACUAAUAAAUUCAAAGAAAUAACAGGAAGAGAUUAUGAUAGGAUGAAACUAAAGAACAAAUGGGAUCAAUUAAAGAAGGACUGGAAGCUUUGGAAGGAGCUUAAAAGGGGAUCAACUGGAUUGGGAUGGGAUCCAGUCAAACGGACAAUUGAUGCACCUGAGGAAUGGUGGGCAGAAAAGUUAGCGGUUGUGCCCGUGGCAAAAAAAUUCAAAUUUAAUGGAAUUGAACCAGCCUUGGAGGAGAAAUUGGAUGGCAUGUUUACUGGUGUUGUAGCAACAGGAACUCAUUUUUCCACCCCUAAUGAGCAGGGUGUUGCAAACCUAGCUGAGGAUAUAGAGACCGAGCAUAUAGGUGAUUCAGGAGAAGGUCCCAGCCAAACCCACACGGAUAUCCAAUCCACUGGUGGAACAAAGCGCCCCCGUCCUGUAAAAAAUGAAAAAGGCAUUGCAUUUGUUAGAGGUUCUAUUGAGACAUUAAUUGAAAUUUCCAAAAAUAAUUCAAAAACUUCGAAGGACAGCACAAUCCAUGAGUGUGUUAAAAUCCUUAACACAAUCCUGGCAUUAAGGAAGACCAAGAUAUGUAAGUACUACUUAGUGGACGCCGGGUAUCCUUUGCAAAAGGGCUAUUUGAAGCCAUAUCCAGAUACAAAAUAUCAUAUACCUGAUUUCGAGAGAUCUAGCGGGGUUGCACGAGGAAAGAAAGAAAUUUUUAAUAAAAGGCAUUCAUCCUUGCGUGGUGUGAUCGAGAGAUCGUUCGAUGUUUGGAAGAAGAAAUGGGUAAUUCUACGUGAUAUGUCAACUUAUCCUUUUCCAAAACAAGUCCAGAUUGUAGUGGCAACAAUGGCACUUCACAACUUCAUACGACGACAUCAUUCUCGGACAGAUGCAGAGUUUUCUGUUAUAGAAGAGGAUUCAAUGGAAAUACCACCUGAGGCACGUGGAAUGUUCUUUAGCCUUGAAUGGCUCGAUUUUGGGUUUUUGUUGGUGCUCGGUUUUCAUUUCAGGAGCAAGGGAUGUUGA